This is a messenger RNA of Cuscuta europaea, 1214 nucleotides long. NCBI's taxonomy places the organism in Eukaryota, Viridiplantae, Streptophyta, Magnoliopsida, Solanales, Convolvulaceae. The record is from the annotation of a GenBank genome assembly.
GAACUGUCCGUCUUGCUUCGGUGAAAGACAAACAUGGCUAAUAAUAGUAUCCAAGACCUGUCAUCGAAGAAACAUCAUUGGACGUCUAAAGUUAGCAAUGAAGAAGAGGAGGAAGACGAUCUGAUAUCCAUAAAUCACGCCGCGGCCGCAGUCAUAGUAAGCACAAAGGAAGAAGAGGUCGAGCAGAGAAGGAAGCCAGAGGCGCGCAGGAAGCUACAAGCAGUGGCAGUUUCGAGGCUGAAAUCGAUGCUAACCAUGCUGGGCAGGAACAGAAGAAACAUACUCUUCCUCCAUCACCGCCAUCAUCAGGGUCUGGGGACAAGGCUAGUGGGGACGCUGUUCGGGUUCCGGAGCGGGCAUGUCCACCUGGCGCUCCAGAAGGACCCCGUUUCCAGGCCGGUUUUCCUGGUGGAGCUGGCCACCCCGAUAGCCAGCCUGGUCCGGGAAAUGGCAUCCGGUCUUGUCCGGAUCGCGUUGGAGUGCGAUAAAGAAGAGAAGACGAUGAGAGGAGCGGGUGCGGGGAGGGCGCUUCUGGAGGAGCCGGUGUGGAGAACGUACUGCAACGGGAAGAAAUGCGGGUUCGCGGCGCGGAGGGAGACGGGUGAGAAAGAAUGGGAGGUUUUGAAGGCGGUGGAGCCCAUUUCAAUGGGGGCUGGCGUUUUACCAAAUCAUAGUAACAGCGAUAAUAAGGGGGGAGAAGGAGGAGAGAUAAUGUAUAUGAGGGCUAAGUUUGAGAGAGUUGUUGGGUCUAGAGAUUCAGAGGCACUGUACAUGAUGAAUCCAGAUAGCCAUGGGGCUCCUGAGCUUAGUAUUUACUUGCUUAGAAUUUAAUUAUUCCAUGAACUAGCUACCUUAAUUAGCUAGCUAGCAGCUGUAUCUUACCUUGCCAUUUCCUUUUCCAUGGUCGGGCCGGCCUUGUAUUGAAUCGGUUAAGUUGCUAUAUAUACAUUCAUACAACAACUUAAGGGAUUCAUCGAUGUAUGUUGCACGCAAACUUGGAAAUCAUGAGGCCACGAAACGUCAACUAAAAAAACGCUUGUUUGGAGAUUUCUUAAAAAGUUUCCGUAGAGUCUCCGAAACGGAAACUUACUCUUUCCGGAUCCUUUCCGUGCUACAUAGACUCCGACGAUUUAUCCAUCUGUACCUCAAAUUCGAUCAAUAUAUUCUUAACUUCCAAUUUGUUCAUUGUUCUACAUCCUACCUAGCUAUAUACU